Dromiciops gliroides (monito del monte) is the source of this 5748-nucleotide messenger RNA. It is a transcript of the gene FRZB, whose product is annotated as frizzled related protein. The transcript is spliced from 6 exons. The record is from RefSeq and is a predicted model, not a curated record. Gene Ontology annotation, biological process: canonical Wnt signaling pathway; non-canonical Wnt signaling pathway. Gene Ontology annotation, molecular function: Wnt-protein binding. The coding region runs from base 625 to 1590 and encodes 321 amino acids. Lineage: Eukaryota; Metazoa; Chordata; Mammalia; Microbiotheria; Microbiotheriidae. Gene Ontology annotation, cellular component: cytoplasm.
GGAGCUGGGUUGGAAGCACAGACCUCAUUUCAAAGCUGGUCUUGUCCCUCUUAGCAGCCACAACACUACUCAGAAAUUCAGUGCCUGCGCACCCUCUCCCUCAACCACUUAACUUCAAGACUUAAAAACUCUUAUCAUUCUUUCCCCAUCCUCUUUGGAAUAAGGCAAUUUCUCCCCACUUUUCUCCCCUCCCCCACCCCACUUACCCCUUCCCCCACCUUCUUACUUCCCCCCUUGCCUUUUCUUUCUCUUUGGAGAAUUUCAUGUUUCUUUUAACUGCUUUCUGGGAUACAGAGGACCUGCACCUCCCACCACAAACAGCUGAAUUCCACUAUUGUGUUUAUUUGUUUGUUUUUUCUUUCGUCUUCUCUCGUCUGAUUUAUCUUGGAAGUCUGGUGUUUCUGCCUAAGAGAAGGGAAAUGAAUAGAUGCUGGUGAGAACUGAGAGCAGCAGCAGCAGCAGCAGCCGUCCCAGUAGUGACUUCUGUGAGAAGCCCGUAGGAAAGGUUGGAAGACUGCUCCGGGAAAGAAACUCAUUGAUCACUGAGAAAGGAGGAAAGAAGAGGCAAAAGGUUUCUCCGCCCCCUUUAGUUUCCUAGUCUCUCUGCCCCAUUCUGCCCCGAUUAUGGUUGGCUGCAGUUCUGCAGAGAUGCUGCUACCGCUUCUGUUUGCCAUGGCAGGCAUCUUCCUUAGCCAGGUGCCUGGUGCCGAGAGUGCAGCCUGUGAACCUGUGCGCAUCCCCCUGUGCAAGUCCCUACCCUGGAACAUGACUAAGAUGCCCAACCACCUGCACCACAGCACCCAGGCUAAUGCCAUCUUGGCCAUCGAACAAUUUGAAGGCCUGCUGGGAACCCGAUGCAGCCCAGACCUGCUCUUCUUCCUUUGUGCCAUGUAUGCCCCUAUCUGUACUAUUGACUUCCAGCAUGAGCCCAUCAAGCCUUGCAAGUCUGUGUGUGAGAGAGCUCGGCAGGGGUGCGAGCCUGUCCUUAUCAAAUACCGACACUCGUGGCCAGAGAGCUUGGCCUGUGAAGAACUGCCAGUCUAUGAUAGGGGUGUCUGCAUCUCUCCUGAGGCCAUAGUCACUGCUGAUGGAGCUGAUUUUCCUAUGGAUUCUAGCAAUGGAAACUGUAGAGGCGCCAGCAGUGAACGCUGCAAAUGUAAACCAGUCAGAGCCACACAGAAGACCUAUUUCCGGAACAAUUAUAACUAUGUUAUUCGGGCAAAAGUGAAGGAAGUAAAGACUAAGUGCCAUGAUGUCACUGCAGUCGUGGAAGUCAAGGAGAUCCUGAAAUCCUCUUUAGUGAACAUCCCAAGGGACACAAUUAAUCUUUACACGAAUUCAGGUUGCUUAUGCCCUCCACUCGGUAUUAAUGAGGAAUAUCUCAUCAUGGGCUAUGAAGAUGAAGAACGCUCUAGGUUACUCUUGGUGGAAGGUUCAAUAGCUGAGAAAUGGAAGGAUCGUCUUGGUAAAAAAGUUAAGCGUUGGGAUCUGAAGCUCCGUCACAUUGGGUUAAGCAAAACUGAAUCUGGUCAAAGUGAUUCCACACAGAAGUCUGGCAGGAACAAUAACCAACGGCAAGCACGCAACUGAAUGUGAAAUGAGAAAUGUUAAAACCAAUGGACUCCCUUGUAAGACUUGCAUUGUUGGAGCAGCAAAGGAAAAAUUGCACUAUUGCACGUUAUACUCAAUUGUUUACUACAAAAUCAAAUUGUAACUGAUAUUAGUCUUAUUUUCCCUUCUGUUUUUCUGCCUUUUUUUUUUGGUCUGGGUACAAAAUGUUAAAAAUAUAUAAAUAUAUAUAUUCUAUUUCACUAAUCAUGAAGAAAACUUCCCCAAUAAGCUGAAAAACGAAUCCUUGGGUAUUUACUGUCAUUCAUAGCAACCAGCUUGGUGCAUCUGGAUUUGCCUGUGCCAUUAUAGAGACAUAGAGAUGUUUGCUAUAUACAGAGGGAUGGUAUAAAGUAGACUCUGACAGACUAAUGGCAGCCUCACUUUUAAUCAUUUUUAUCCCUUCUCAUGUAGGAAAAAUUUAGUUUUAAAAAUAUAUAUAUAUAUGUGUGUGUAUAUAUAUAUAUAUGUAUAUAUAUACAUAUAUAAUGGAAGUUGGAUAGCAAAUCAUUGUGUAGACAGGGUAGUUAAGCAUAGAAGAUAACUUUUAAGAAAACACAAAGGAAGAAUUAUUCCCAAGAUUAGUGAGAGUUUAAGGGAAAAGCAUUUGUUCUGAUGGAAAAGCACAAUUUUAAUCAGUAGCUGUUGGUGUUAGCAGUAGCAUUUCCUUUUGGCAAUAGAGUUGACUAAUCAACUUUAGGGAGUGAAUUAUAACCAGACAUCUGUUUUGAUCAGUGUAGCUCUGUUGAAUUUGUUUCCUUUUGAAUAAACCACUGGUGUCAGUCUCUUUUUUUCCCUUCUGAAAUAUAAGCCUGAUUUACUAUAUCAAUCGGAACAAAAAUUGAGGAAUAUGCAACCAGGUGUUAUUUUUAAAUGGCUUAACCCUUCUGAGAAAUGUUAGGUGGUUUCCCAAACUGCUAAGGUAAUUUAUAGUAUUCUUAAUUUUCUGAUAGCCCCAAUCACCUUGCCUGAGUUAUGUCCUUGGUCUCUGAGUCUGUCAGGCUAAUAGCUGGCUGCAUCUACUCCAGAAUUUCUUGGCUACCAUUGCAGCAUUUCUUGGCUUCCAUCUGGGCAGGAACAUCACUUCCUAUGUCCGAUUUUUGGGGGUUCUUUCUGUGUGUGUGUGUGUGUGUGUGUGUGUGUGUGUGGCAUGUGAUGUUUUACAGAUGACUGAAUUACCAGACCUGUCCCUUGGUGCCGGUCUGCACUUUAUCAUUUGGAUUUCGUGGUGGGUAGGGGGCUUCUUAUGUCUAUUCCUACAUAAAUAGCCAUGUUUAAUGCUCAGUAAAUGUCUAAUAAAAGGGGUUGUAGUUAUCUAGAGAGUUGAUAUUCUGAGUUUUGAACUUAAUGCAUAUUUCAUUGCCUACAGUGCAUUUUGAUCUCUAAAGUAUGCUUUUAAAAGUGAUGCCAUCACUUCCUCUUCAAAAUAGGAUGAUUUAGAGCCUAUGUCAAUCAUUUGGAAGUCCAUUGAUUUUCCUCUAUUGACAUAAUAUUAGUAGAAACCAAACUUUUGAGCUAUGGUAUAUUGAAAAUAAAACACUUAUGAUGCAAACUGUCAUUGUGUUUCCUUUUAUAAGCUCAAUACCAUAGAACAGGGAUCAUUCCAUGAUAGAGCAUGAACAAUAAAGGACUGAUAGUUAUCUUUAGCUCAGUAGUCCCUCAUGAUUUCAGAGGGCCAUCUAAGAAUAUAACGGAGUUCGUGAGAUCUAGCUUCAAGUAUUUGAAGGGUUAUCCUGUGGAAAAGGGAUUAAACUGAUUUUGUCAAGCACUGGAGGGAAGAACCGGGAGCAAUGGAUAAAAAACUACAAAGAGGCAAUCAUGGUUUAGAGCUGUCUGAUAGUGGUAGGAGGGAGUACACUUCCCCUCCCCCCAGCCAAUGAAGACUACAAGCUGGAUGACCAUUUGUCAGUUUGUAGUAGGGAUUCAUUUUGGAGUAUGAGGUGAACUAAAGAGCCCCUGACACCCCCUUCCAAAUCUGUGAUUUUUCUCCUUCAUCGAGGAAUAAUGAACAGAACCAUAACUAGUAGUUUUGGUGCUUGCGACAAACAGCACAUAAAGGCUAGCAACAUGACACAUACCAUCUAAAUUUCAGUGUCCUAGGGCUAAGCACUUGUCAUCCUAUCCUAGUUAUGGCUCUGGUCUCCAAGCCUGUUAGAUUAGUAGCUGGUGGCAAUUGCUACAAGAACGUGGGUUUGUUUUUGUUUUGUUGGUGACCAAUUGCAUCUUUACUCCCAGCUAGAUGAGGCAAGAUCAUUACUUGCGACAUCCUGAAUUUUUGGGAAAAAAGGAACAUCAUUUCAGCUUGUCUUAGGAGAGUUUGGGAACGCUAUAUCCAGAAGACUAAUUAAAGCCACAAGAUUCUAACCUCUUGGAAUAUGCUCUUAUGUAGAACUUUAGGGUCUGGGGAAUAUGCCAUCAUGGUGUUUUUGCACACUGUUGAUUUUUCAACUAAUUCUCUUCCCUCCUUCCUGAUCCAUAGGGAUGAGAGGAAAAAGUAGCUGUGUCAGAGCUAAAGAAAUGAGUAUACCAAAUCUUUGCAAUGUGGUCCUAUCUUUGUAGAGAAGAUAAAGAGCCACUUGGAGUCAUGAAAUGUUAUUGACAUAUUUUGGUGGAUAUUUGCUUACAUAUGUGGUUCCAGACAAUUCUUUCACUAUUGAAUUUUUGGAGCAAAGAUGACAUUUAUUUCAAAUUUCUUUGUAAGGGGAUUAACAGGAUUUAUGCUAAAUAAAUAUGAAAUAAUAAUACACAAAGUGAGACUUCUAUUCCUGAAGUUCGUUUCAGUAGAAUUCAGCAGCCUAAGAAAACACUAAGCUUUGUUGGGCUGCCAGGAGAAGCAGUUUUCUGCUCCAUCUUUUUAGGAGUCUACUUUCAGAUUACUGAAAGUGUGAAUGAAUUAAAAAAUGUAAAAUAGUAUUAUGAAUACUAUUUUGACUUUUAAAUCAUUUGAAUUGCACCUUUUGUUAGAUGUUAUUAUUACUUGAUGAUGGUUGCAAUUCCAACCACCAGAAUAAAAAAAUUAUUUCUGUUAUACAUUUAAUAACUGAUGUUUAUAUAGUGAUAGCAUCCCAGUGUGGGAACUCCAUCUACCUUUGCAGAUCAAGUUGAUAAAUCCUAGGAAAUUUUCUGUGGCAUUUAUUGGUUGUCACUUGUCUUCCUAACUCUAAGCCCACUUCUUUUUUAUUCUUUUUCUUUUUUUUUUUCCUAAGCCCACUUUUGACUGUCUGACAUAAUACUGUUUCCAUAUCUGAAUUUGUUAGACAACAUUCAGAGUAUGAUGGCCAGGUCUGGGAAUCAUGUCUUGAGAAAUAAGUCUUAGGAAAAAACGCUGAUAAACUGAAAAGCAUCCAGAGGAGCACAAGUAAGGUAGUAAAAGAUCCUCAAGUUCAUACUAUAUAUAGAUGGAUGGAAGAUUGAAAAUAGGAGUGUCUAGCUUGCAACAUAGAAAACCUGGAGGAGACAGGACAGCUGCUAUCAUGUAUUUGAAGAGCUGUCAUAUGGAAAAGGAAUUAGACUUGUUAUGUUUGACUGAAAUGGAAAGAACUAGGAACAAUGGAUGGAAGUAAGGAAAAACAUCUUAUCAAAUAGUAUUAUCCCCACAUGGAAAAGGCAUCCUCAGGAUGUUUCCCCUCAUGUUACCCACCCUCAGGGAAGGACUUCAAGCAAAGGUUGAGUGACCGCUAGUCAGGUAUAACAUAGAGGGAAUUUUUAUUCAAUAUGGGCUGCACUAAAUAGCCUCUAAGGCCACAUUCAAUUCCUAGACUCUUUUUUCCCUUUAAUUUCUAUUAGUGAUUAACUGUAAGAAUUUGCUUUUAUGUUUACAUUUAUGUUUGCUUAGUGACCUGGGACCCUACAAAGUUAUUUAUUUUUUUUUAGAAAGCAUUUCCAUUCAUCAAAUCCCUAGACACGUGCCAAAACACUAACAAAAUGAGGACUGAAUAAUGUGCUGAAAAAUCUGGUAAAAAUCAAAGUAUUGACUAACUUGAACUAAGUCCUAUUUAUGACUGCUCUCAGUAAACUAUAGCGCGCGUGCGCGCGCGCACACACACACACACACACACGGUAAUUUGAUUCAGUGCCAUGUAUUGUAUAGACUUUUUUUUUUAAAGGAAAAUGUGCCCUUUUUACAUCUGCUACAUAUUA